UUCCCAGCGCUACUUCAGGGACUGGGGACCUGCCCUCAGGCCACUUGUCAGGCACCGGGCUCCCUCUCUGCACCGCACACGGUCUCAGGAUGGACUCGUACCUGAUCCAAACGAACGGCAGCGGCGACGUCCACGUGCACAAAACCGGGGCCAGCCUCUUCCUGGGGAAGGCGAAAGGCCGGAAGCCUAGAUGGGCAGUCCGGGCCUCGGAGAUGUCCAAGAAGACUUUCAAUCCCAUCCGCGCCAUCGUGGACUCUAUGAAAGUGGAGCCCAACCCCAACAAGCCCAUGAUCUCCUUGUCCCUGGGUGACCCGACGGUAUUUGGAAACCUGCCCACGGAUGACGAGGUCACCCAGGCUGUGAAGGAGGCCCUGGACUCGGGGCGCUACAACGGCUACGCCCCCUCUGUCGGGUACCAGUCUUGCCGGCAGGUGGUGGCUGCGCAUUACAGCUGCCCAGAAGCACCUCUGGAAGCUCAGGACGUUAUCCUGACGAGCGGCUGCAGCCAGGCUAUUGAACUGGUCCUAGCUGUGCUGGCUAACCCAGGGCAGAACAUCCUGGUGCCACGACCUGGCUUCUCUCUCUACAAGACCCUGGCGCUCUCCUUGGGGAUUGAGGUCAAAUUCUACAACCUCUUGCCCGAGAGAGCCUGGGAGAUCGACCUGAAGCACUUGGAGUCGCUGGUGGAUGAGAAGACGGCCUGUCUCAUCGUGAACAACCCCUCGAACCCCUGCGGCUCCGUGUUCAGCAAGAGCCAUCUCCAGAAGAUCCUGGCUGUGGCCUCGAGACAGUGUGUCCCCAUCCUAGCUGACGAGAUCUAUGGAGACAUGGUGUUUGCAGAGGGCAAGUACAAGCCCAUCGCAGCGCUCAGCACCAACGUGCCGAUCCUGUCCUGCGGAGGCCUGGCCAAGCGAUGGCUGGUGCCAGGCUGGAGGAUGGGCUGGAUCCUUGUCCAUGAUCGGAGAGACAUCUUUGGGAACGAGAUCCGGGACGGCCUUGUAAGGCUGAGCCAAAGGAUCCUGGGCCCCUGCACAAUUGUCCAGGGGGCACUAGAACACAUCAUGCGCCGAACGCCCCCAGAGUUUUAUCACAACACCCUCAGCUUCCUCAAGUCCAACGCUGACCUUUGCUAUGCUGCCCUGUCUGCUGUCUGUGGGCUCCAGCCCGUCCGGCCCGCGGGGGCCAUGUACCUCAUGGUUGGGAUUGAAAUGGAGCAUUUCCCCGAGUUCGAGAACGAUGUGGAGUUCACUGAACAGCUGAUCUCAGAAGAGUCUGUCCUCUGCCUGCCUGCCACAUGCUUUGAGUACCCCAACUACUUCCGGGUGGUGCUCACGGUGCCCGAGGCGCUGAUGGUGGAGGCCUGCAGUCGCAUCCAGGAGUUCUGUGAGAGGCACUACCAGGGCAGCGAGGGGGCCCAGGACCUGGAGUGUGACAAGUAGC
Pelodiscus sinensis (Chinese soft-shelled turtle) is the source of this 1440-nucleotide messenger RNA. The record is from RefSeq and is a predicted model, not a curated record. NCBI's taxonomy places the organism in Eukaryota, Metazoa, Chordata, Testudines, Trionychidae.